AUGGCCGCCGUGUCCACGAUCCCCUCGGAGUACCUCGAGGACGUCUCUGACGAGCGGAGCCUCGGCGCCGUGAGCAGCCUGUCGUCGGAGGACGACGUGACGACCGUCGAGCACAACAGUUUGGACUGGUACGCCGUGGUCCAGCGCACGGCGAAGCAGCGGCUCCAGGACCUGCACAAGCACAAGGCCAGCGCGCCCGCGGCCCAGAACGCGGCCCUCCGGCGCGAGGCCGCGACGCCGACCAUCGUCACGGUCGUGCGGCCGUCGAAGGAAUCCGGCGCGGCCAAGUCCGAGUGGAAGACCGAAACGUCGACGACGCUCGACGUCGCACUGGGCCCCGGGCGCCUCGGCGCGUCCUGGCGGCGCACCUUCCCCGUGGCCUUUGGCGUCGGCGUCGGCGGCGGGACCGGGCCGGACGCGGGGAAGCUCGACGCCGCGUCGAGCAGCGGCUGCGAGGCGCUCGUGGCGCCGCUCGUCGCCGCGCUCUGCCCCGGCCUGAGCGGCGCGCUGGACGGGUCGCUGCCCCGGGGCGCGGCGACGACGGUGCUGGCCGUGGGCAGCGCGGCGGCCUGCGAGGAGUGCGUCUUCGGCGCCGCGCACGACGACGCGGGCUUCGGCGGCGUCGCGGCGCGGGUCAUCGAGGACGCGGGGUCGCGCCUCGGCGGCCGCAAGGCGGGCCUGGAGCGGGGCGACGCGUCGCAGACGGGGGGGCACCCGCUCGUGCUGGGCGUCGUCGCCGUCGACGCCGCGGGCGACGUGCUGGACCUCCUGCCGCCGUCGGACCACGCGGACGCGCGCGGCGUCGGCGGCGGGUCGCGGGCCAUGGGCCGCAAACGGGUCCGGCGCCUGCUGAACGCGGCGCGGGCGAACCUGCUCCACCUCGGCCUCAAGGAGCCCGCCCACGUCGUCGCGACCGUCGACGUCAAGUCGGACGUCCGGAGCCUCGCGGCGCCGGGCUCGACCGCGGCGCGCCGCGUCCACGUCGUCCACGUCGCCGCGCCGCCCCGGAAGCGCUUCGAGGAGACGGAGGCGACGGGCGGCGCCCAGCUCGCGAGCCUCGCGGCGGCCCUGCGCCACGCCUUCGGGCUGGACGCGGACGACGCGCCGCCGCGCGAGGACGCGCUCGCGCGCUUGCUCCACGGCACGUCCGUCGCGCCGGACGCGGCGCCCGUCGUCGCCACGUGCGUCGGUUUAGGGCCCCGCGAGCUCGACGCGGCGCUGCCCUGCCUCGAGUGGGGCGCGCUGUCGUCGCGCGACGACGCCGCGCGGCGCCGCGCGCUGUCGGCGCGCGCCGUCGCCGCCGCGUGCGACGAGGCCGCGGCCGACGCGGCGGCGCUCGCGGCCGUCGUCGCGGAGCUGCGGCCGCCGUCCGUCGCGGAGAUCGAGGCGCGGGACCGCCAGCCCCGCAAGAAGUCGCCGGAGCAGGCGUCGCCGCCGAAGUCGCCGCCGACGUCGCCGCCGAGGGUCGCCGCGCCGAUUCGACCGGACCCGGACGUCGCCGCCGUCGACGCCUUGGUCGCGCGCGAGCGCGAGGCCGCCGCGGCGUCCUUAGAGCGCGCCAUCGAGGAGACGCGGGCCCAGCGCGACGCCGAGCGGGCCCUGCGGGACCUGCGGGAGGCGCUCCACGACGCGGAGCGCGAGCGGGACGCGGCCGUCGCGGACGCUAAGCAGGAGGCCGACGCGCGGCGCGCCGAGGCCGAGGCGCGCUUCGCGGCCGAGGCCGCGGAGCUCGAGUCGUCGGCGGCGGCCCGGAGCCUGGAGGCGCGCUUCGAGGCGCUCGAGCUCCAGCUCGAGGGCGCGGCGAACGUCGCCAUCGAGGCCGCGUCGCAGGCGGCCGCGGCGACGGACGCGCGCGACGCCGAGGCCGCGGCCGCGCUCGCGGCGCUGAACCUCGCGGCGCUGCAGCAGCGGCAACUCGUCGUCGUGCCCGAGCCGCCGGCGUCGCCGACGCGGAGCGUGUCGACGGCCGCGCAGUACUCGCCGCCGGGCCCGCCCGCGGUGAAGCGCGCGUCGCCGCGGUCGGCGCCGCCGUCGUCGCCGGGCGCGUCGUCCGUCAAGAGCGGCCUCUUCGACGACAAGGGGUCUCUGGAUUCGGAGCUCGUGCACACGUCGCUCCACUCCCUCGAGCGGCGCGCCCAGCUGCUGGAGCAGGAGCUCGAGCGGAGCCGCGCGGAGGCCGCGCGGCAAGCCGUCGAGCUCCGGCGGCGCGAGGAGCUCGCGGGCCGCGACCGCGACCGCGCGGAGCAGGCCGUGCUGCGCGAGAAGGCGGCGGCGGAGGCGCGCGUCGAGGAGCUGCGGCGCGCCGCGUCGCGGGAGCUCGAGGACUCGCUGCGCGACGUCCACGGCGCCGUCGCGAAGCAGGCCGACGCCGCGCGCGCGGCGCUGCGCGACCUCGCCGACGAGCGCGACGCCGCCGUCGAGGACAAGGCCAAGCUCGUGGCGGCGGCCAAGGCGGAGCGCGACGCCCUCGAGCGCGAGCUCCGGGACGCGCGCGCGGCCGCGGACCGCGAGCGGGCCGUCGCGGACGCGACGCGCGCGGACGCGGCGGCCGUCGCCUACGGCGAGCGGCUCCGGGCGUCGGCCGAGGCCGAGCGGCGCCGCGCGGAGGCGACGGCCGCCGCCGCCGCCGUGGACGUGGCGCCCGCGGCGCCCGCGCCCGAGGCGCCGCCCGCGCCGCCCGCGGACCUCGCCGCGCCGCCGCCGCCGCCCUUCGGCGACGACGUCUUCGGGCGGUCGGCGCCGCCGUCGCCCGCGCGCCGCGAGGUCCUCGCCCUCGAGAGCGCCCUCGUGUCGCGGGAGCGCGAGAUCAGCGAGCUCCGCGCGUCGAGCCGCCGCGAGGCCGCGGCGUUGUGGCUCGCCGUCGGCAAGGCCGAGGACGCGCUCGCGGCGACGACGCGCGUCGCCGGCGCGGCGACGGCGCCGCCGCCGCGCGCGAACUGGGACAGCGACGGGUCCAACUACUCGCUGCUCAGCGACGGCCGCCGCCCCGCGCGGUCGCCGCCGCGCCGCCGGUCCGCGGGCGGCCGCCGCCGCGCGGACCGCGACGACCUCGACGACACGGACGACGACAGCGCCCUCGACAGCGUCGUCUCCGAGCUCGACGACCUGGACGCGCGCCUCGCGCGCCUCCGCCGCGGCCGCGGCGCGCCCGCGCCGCGCGGCCGGCCCGGGCUCGAACCCGUGGCGUCCGACGAUCACGGCGCGGGGCUCGACGAGUUGGACGCGCCGCCGCCGCCGCCGCCGCCGCGCCGCGUCGAGGACGCGCGGCCGCCGCCGCCGCGCCGCGGUGCUCCGGCCGCGCCGCCGCCGCGGCGCAAGGACCCCGUGCCCCGCGUCGAGCGGACGAACCGCGACGUCCUCGAGUUCCUCGAGCUCUCGAGCGACGCGCGGGGCCGCCGCAGCGCGCCGCCGCCGCCGCCGCCGCAGCGCGCCCAGAGCCCGCGGCGCCUCUCGCCGACGCGCGUCCUCGACGACGCCGCGCCGGACCCGCGGCCGGGCGGCUCGCGGUCGUCGCGCGGGCCGCCGUCGUCGCGCGCGUCGCCGAGCGCGUCCUCCGCCGUCCAGAGCGCGACGCGCGAGAGCCGCGCGGCGCGCCGCGAGCGCAUCCUCGCGGAGCGCAAGGCGAAGCGCCGCGGGACCUUCAACGCGGCCCACUACCCGGGCACGCUCCGGUCCUCCGCGUCGAUCACGUCCUCCCGCUGAUCCCGGCGCGCCGCGCCGGAUGUUCCCCUAGUCCCCUAACUUGCCUGCGUUGAAAGCAGCCUACUAUC
Aureococcus anophagefferens is the source of this 3770-nucleotide messenger RNA. RefSeq names its product expressed protein. Lineage: Eukaryota; Pelagophyceae; Pelagomonadales; Pelagomonadaceae. The transcript has a single exon. The record is from RefSeq and is a predicted model, not a curated record. Bases 1 to 3702 code for a protein of 1233 amino acids.